This is a messenger RNA of Trypanosoma grayi, 6825 nucleotides long. RefSeq lists its product as hypothetical. NCBI's taxonomy places the organism in Eukaryota, Euglenozoa, Kinetoplastea, Trypanosomatida, Trypanosomatidae. The transcript has a single exon. The record is from RefSeq and is a predicted model, not a curated record. The coding region runs from base 1 to 6825 and encodes 2274 amino acids.
AUGAUGGCUUUUUGGUUGGUGGCACUCUGUACAACCGCAUCUUCGUUUGUCUUCUUGGAGGCCGCUGCAGCAAAUGCAGUUGUAGAGCCACCCGUGCCGCUUUUGAAUGUCCCCUUUCGCGUUACCGCUGCAUUCCUCGAGGUGGGGAAGAACCUGUAUGUGUCACGCUCUUCGACAUGCGAUGUAAAAGAGGCCACGGGACAGAUAUGCAUUCUCCCAACAAAUCGUGCCUGUGAUUUCACCGUCACCGCUGGGAGUGUGGGCGUAAACGCUCGGUAUGACAAUGAGGUGCCAAUACUAUAUUUGUGUUCCUCUUCCAUUCCCAAGGGGCCUAUUCAAACGCUUCAACUGAGCGUCAUAGAUGCCGUUCCUCGUUUUGUGUUCCCAGGGGGCCCGUUUGUUGUUACCAUUGGUAACGCUACGCCAGUAGGGACCGUGAUAAGUUUUUCCAGCGACGAGUCUUGCACAAAGAGUAUUGAUGGUCAAUCGCCCGUUUCACUGGAUGAAGACCGCAAGAUAAGCCUAAGCAUCACCUCAGCUGGCGUCGUACGACUUUGUGCCCGAGUACCAAUUCAAGGAGGAGCGUCGAAGCUGAAUGUGCCUGCGGCGACAUUGCUCGUUGUCCAACCCUUUUCAGUGAACAAUACACAGACUAUUCGGAACACAGUGGAUUCUUUCAGCUUGGAGCCGUUCGGUCAGAUUCCCUUCGCCAGCUUUGCUCGAUCCGCUGUCUGUGAGCCUAUUCUACAGGAGCCAGUGCGCGGAUACGUGCUGCAGAACGUGGAAUUGCCCAUCCGUGUGCCGAAAGGGAAAUACUACAUGUGUGCUGGAUGGCCGUAUUACAAGGAAAAGCAAUUGUUUGUACCCUCAAAAAACAUGGUUGCUGUUAGUGAAUACGGGUUGCAGCCACACACUAUGUACACCAACGAAGAAACCAUCAUGACACCCACCUUGGAUGCGGUAACCUCCGAGGGUACCGCCGGUAUGAGCGCCGCACUCUUCCGUUCACCUGAGUGUCAGGGGAAUCCCGUCAUCCCAUGGAGUGCGUCGAGAAAGUGGACUGUGACAUCAUCCGGCAUUUACUAUGCAUGCGUGAACAAAGGUGGCUCAACAGGGCCAACUGCGUUAGCAGCAAACAUCACAGUUGUGGAUACACCAAUCUGUUCCUUGUCGCGGUCACCUGCUAUAAAGGGACUUGAUGUUACAGUGACACUCAGUGACCGUGGGGCAGCUAAUAGAGGCAUUAUUACCGUAGGUGCCUCGAUGACGUCGAAUUGUUCACAGAUUGUUGCCAGAGGCACCACAACGGAGACGGGUAACACUGCCACUUUCCGCAUGCCUGAGGAUGCACUCGCGACGAUGUCGCUCUGUGUGUCUACGCCGCUCUCCAACACGGCACCGGCAGAGGGUGAGGAAGGGGACAGAGGCUAUUUAUACCCUCUUGGCACUGUCCCAACGCGAGAAUACACCAUGAGCUACGGACCAUUGUUUGCAGGGAAGAAAGGAGAUAUCAUACUGGACUCAGAGGUGCGCUUUGACGCAGGUACGGAGGGUGUUUUCGCUAAGGGCGGCUGCACCGAAACGGUUGGAAAUAAAUUUUCAAUGAAUGUAUCCACCUUGAGUGAUGUUGGAUUUGCAGAUGCUGGGACUUACGGGCUGUGCGUGAAACUACCGGAUACACCGUCAGCAUCCGCUGCAGCUCCUCCAAGUUCAUCUUUCGCUCGCAUUGGUCAUGUCGUGGUUCAUGGACCGAUAAAGAUGACUCCAGCCUCUGUUGUGGUUGGUGCCUCCACGAAAGUGUCUGUGUCUCUCAGUCCACCUACAGCACCCGUUCGUGUUGUGGAGUCUGAUGACUGUAACUCCUCCUCCUUCGUGGCAGAGGGUACUGCAGAUAAAAAGGGUGUAGCGAACCUGCAGGUGCUUUACACAAGCGAGAAAAACCUGACUGUUUGCGUGGGUUACCGCGGAAGUGACGAUAAGAGGCCCUUCAUUCUGACGCCAGUUGCCCAGUUGCCUGUUGCGCGUGUCAAGGUGCUUCCACAGGCGAUGAUUGCAGCGCAGCCGAACCGUGUGAACCUUCUCGUGCCAGACAAAGUUUCCCUUACCGGCUUCCAGGCUUUUCUGGUGCGUGGAUCUUCGGUGCCGUGCUCAAAUUCAGUGGGAUCGGCGAUGCCAGUAAUUAUCCCAAGCGAGGGACACGCGUUCAUUAUCUUUAAACCGUCUGAAGUCUCAACGUGGACAAUCUGUUUGGGAAGUUCAGGGACUGCUUUCGAACCUGCUGCCGAGAUCACGUCGGUAUCACCUCUGAGCAUUACCACAGAUCCUUCAUCUGGUGUGGUCGGCCUACCCGUCAAGCUUCAGUUUGACGGAGAAUCUUUGUCAGCCCUCAAGCCGACGCGGUUCUUCGUCACCAACAGCGCAGAUUCAUGCGCACGUGCUGAAGCGGGACCGCCUCCAAUGUAUGGCGAAGGCGCUAUUGACACCACCAGCGGAAAAACUGAGGCGUUCUUGACAAACGAAUCAGGUACACUCGUUGCGUGUGUUGGGUGGGAGGUUGAGAACAGUAGAUUCUUUGUGUACGGCGGUACUGUGGUGAUGGGGAAAUUCAGGGCUCUCUCCCGCUACGCUAUACGCGAGUCAGUGAACAAUCUUACCGGGGAUCCCAUGCUGAGUGAUGGCUCAUUGUUCUUGGUACUGUGCGCGUCCACCUCCACCUCCAGCUGCAGCAGUCCGAUCGAGUCAACAGUCUGCACUCAGGCGAAGCAGCGUUACUACACGAGCCCCUUGGUUCCUCUCCAAGGUGCAAUAGUGGGACAGUAUGUGCUAUGUCAGGAAGACGCGGAAAAGAAGGGCGCUGCCGCGGCAGACAACCUCGUUUCUGUGGUGGAUCCAUUUGUGGUGACACUGUCAGACAAUGAGGUGCGUCAGCAUAAGGCUGUUAAUGUGACACUGAAAGGUGGCGACAUGAACACACGACCUAACCCCAUCACUAUUACCACGAUGCCACCAGGUCUGUCCUGCGCUGCAACAUCGGAGCAGAGUGAGACAUUUGAAUUCCCUGUUGGCGUUUCUACAAGCGAGAUAAUCGUGAGGAAAAUGGAGCCAUUCACGAACGGAGUGCAGCUGUGUGUGCGCGCCUCUCCAAAUGACGCAAUACCCGCAGUGACGUUUGAUCUCCUACCGUACAUGGAUCCUGCGACAAUCAUUGCUGACCGCACAAUGACGGUGCGCUCCGGUAUGUGGAAAGAGAACGUUGUUGCGAAGCUCACCGCCGCCGACGACUGUUUGGGUAACGUUAUGAGCGUGGAACCAGUGGUGAUCAAAGACUACAUCUCAGAGUUGCAUGUUGAUGGCUGCACCGAUGACAACAUGGAUCUGACAACCGUGCACUACUGCGAGAGUACUGAUGGGGGAAGUGUAUAUGCGUUCCGUGGUGUGAUGCAUUUCAUUCGUCUCAGGAACUGCACCACGGACCACGCAGGGGCGAUUCUGCCCGUCACUGUGCCACCUGCGCAAAAGGUGGCAGAUUACGGCAUUGAUACCAAGGUGCUUAUGCAACCCACGCUGUCGCGGACGCCAGAUUGUAAGGAUCUGGUGCAGAGCGAGAAUGGCCAAAUGCCUCGGCAUGAUGAGACACUGAAAUUCUUUGUGUGCGUCAGUGCGAAAGGUGAUCCCAGGUACGUAUUCACCACUGAUGACCCAACCCUACACGUGGCGAACUUCAUUGCCUCGCCGAAAUCGAUUCCGAGCCGACUGAAUUCCUAUACUGGCGUUGCAAUCCCAACAACGCUGCGUCUGAAUUACCCGACUGGAACAACACAAACAUUCCUGAGUCACUCCGCAGCAUGUGACAACAAGGUUGCAAAUAUGCCCGACCUCAGCCAAUCACCUCCACACGCAAACUUGUUGUUGACAGGGGUAUCAGGGCUGAAGUAUGUAUGCGUGUCAGUAACCAACAGUGGCAAGAGUGAGACGACGACGGUGGAAGUGGUUCUUGUCAUUAACGCGCCCAGCGCAACCAAGGUGGAUCCUGCGUUAGUUCGCGGUGCCCCAUUCCACGCGACGUUGCAGGUACCGGCAACAAGUGGGCAACCUCCGCUCUACUCGCUGGUUCCAGGAGCUGAUAAAGAAAAUUCGGUGGCACCAUUUUACGUGUCAUCCUUUCGUGGUGUUUACCUCUCAAGUGACGCGUGUGUGAGUGUUCUGAUGGGUAGUGAGGUGGCAUACUCUACCGGCUCUGGCCGCAUCAUACUGCCGACCAAUUCCAUUGCACUUGGCGUCAAAUCCUUCUGGCUGUGUGCGGGCACCCCUGCUGGAAAUCUCACUGUUGCUGCUGGUAUUGAGGAGUCGACAGCUGUCAUCUUCCCUUCGAAAUUUGUGCUGGGAGCUGAGGUGGAGGUAUACAUCCCACUCUCACCGAACGGAAUGUUCCACAUGCGGCGAGACGCCAAAUGCGGAGGCAAUGAUGUUGUGGCGCCGUUCUCUACGGACGAGGAAGGGCGCGGAAACUUCACAUUCAAGCUCACCUCUGGUGCAGGUUUGCCCCCUGAUGGACUGUGGACACUGUGCAAGGAGUCGUUCUCUGAUCGUGCUGCUGCUGCUACUGCCGCUUCCAUGGUUCCGAGAAGUGCGAUGACAGCGGAAGGGUCAGGACUGCCACUGAAGCCACUUACCACGGUUGAGGCUUUUAACCCUGUUUACUACAACAUUCGUGGUUCGGACAUCGUCGUUGGGACACCUGGUGUCGUGAUGCUACUGGACGAUCUCACGGCAGGGAGUUUGCUCCCUGGCUUUAGCACUAGCAGAAACUGUCUGGAAAGAGAGGAAACCUACGGCUCCUGGAGUGCCUUGGGAAAGGGGAACAUCGCCUCCUCAAGGCGUGUUUCUAUCAGUGCUGAGAGGCCUAUGGCUUCUGUUUACAUGUGUGCGUCUGCCCCGAUUAACAACUCGCUUGUCAGCAUUCCUAUGCCGGGUGCACUCCACUUUGUGACAUCGGCCUUCUCACUUCCAGCGACUGUCCCACGCUGCGGUGUGACGAAACUGAAUUCAUGCGUGCUACCGGGGUCGGCACCCUCGGGAGCAUCUGUUGUAGUCAUCAAGGGUGACUGCUGCAACUCUGCUGAUCGCGGAAAUGUUGUGGGGAGGGUGACGGAUGUGGACGGUGAUCAAUGCAGCCUGACGAUGGAUAGGGAGAUGCUGAAGGAUAUUCCGUCGACCACAUCCCUAAGCGUGUGCGCUAUAGACGGGUCUGACGGAUCGUACUGCACCACUCUGGGCCAUGUGAGACCGAGCGCCCAGCCUUGUGGUGAUGCGAGUGGAGUCUCCGGCGGGAAACUCACCGAAGGCACACUCAUCGCAAUCAUUGUGCUCGUCGUCAUUCUCGGACUGUUGCUGAUCCUCCUCGUGAUAUGGUUGAUUAUCUACUGCAACCAGAAGAAGAAGGCGCAACUGAUACUACAGAAGGAUCCUGUUUUCUCGCUCGAUGGCGACUCUAACCCAUUGACGGUGUACAGUGCCUCUGUUGGUGAUGGCUCACAGCCGCGCAGUGGACCGUUCUUGCUUGGUUUGGGCCGUGGAGGCCGUGCCGCGGGUGACUCGCAACGCACCAUAACUCUUGCCACCACAACCGAAAACACCGUUCGCCGCUCGCCGUCGUCGGAGGGCACAACAGACUCGAUGCGGUGGAGUUUGUGGGAGGGCAUCGAGUGUGACGACCGUGACCAAAUUGCCCUGAACGAGGCGCGCGACCGCUACAACAUGCGGGUUGCCUUCUUGGAGGGAAUUGAGCGGUUGCGAAUCGCCGAGAAGGAGCGAGAUCUGGAGUACGAAUUCAGUGACGCUGAUGAGAUCCCACCUUUGGAGAUGCAAGAGACAAUGUUUACCGCCGUGCGUGUGCCGUCCGCGCCGGGUGAAGAAGCAUCAACAGCCCCAGUACCAGCACCAGCAGAGAUAAUAAUACAGGAGCCGGAGGUGACGGUUGGGAACAUGCAGCAAGUGUUGUUCAACUCACCCGGUGCGCGCUCACUCUCGUCGAGUGCGGACCAGAUGAGCUACACGACAACGCAGCGUUUCUACGACGACCGCCGCUUUACCCUUGAAAAUGAGGCGGUGCGGCGGCAGCGUAUUGUAAACUGGGAGGAUGAGGAGUGGCACUCUAUCGUUGACGCAGAGUUCAACAGCUACAUCGCACUUGAGAAGAUUGCACCACCGCCCCCGCUGCCGCAGGCCGUCGUGGUGCCGUUCGCCGCCGUCCUCGACGCCCAGGCCUACGACGACACCAACAAUGGCGGUGCAGAGGUGGAGGGGGAAGAGGAGGAAGACGAUGUCUACGACGCCCCCAGUUAUCCUGUACAUUUGGUGAAGUACGGUGACCGCAAUGGUGACGUGCCUGCUUUUGCUGGCGUCCAGCAAGGCACUGACGACACCCGUGCCCCGCAGCCGCUGCCCGAUGGGGAUCUGCCUUCGGGGGAGACGAUUCUCAGUGCGUCGAUGCCGUCACUGAGCGGAGCGGAGAAGGGACAGCAGCCACCACGCCAACAGGAACAGGAAGCUGAACAGCAGUUGCUGCCACAUACACCACAGAAGCCAUUCCCAGCGCACGUAAAGGGGUCGCGCCGAAAGCGUUUGGGCUCGCCACAGGAGUCCCCAGACGGGCAUCAGCUGGAGGGCAAGGAGGGGGGGACGCCGGGGUCUUCGAGAAGGUCGGCACAUCGUCACGUGGAUCCACUUACGCCGCCAGAGACGCCGCCGGGUAUCGACGACGACGACAGUGUCCCCAGCAGCCGUCACAGCAAAGGGGAGUGCGCACCGCGGGAGGCGGAAUAG